GAGUUCCUGGUACAGUGCUCAGCUGUUCUGCUCAGGACUGGUGCCGGAGUAAGCCCUGAGUGGGCCAUUCUCUCCACAGCUGUAUGACAUGUUUCCCUGGGCCCUCCGCUACCUCUCAGGGCCCCACCAGAAGAUAUUUCAGUACCACGAAGCUGUGAGGGGCUUCAUCCACCACGAAAUCCUCAGGCACAAGCUCAGAACGUCUGAGGCCCCCAAGGAUUUCAUCAGCUGCUACCUGUCACAAAUCACCAGGGCCAAGGAUGACCCUGUCUCCACGUUCAGUGAGGAGAACCUGACCCAAGUGGUGAUUGACCUGUUUCUGGGAGGCACAGACACCACGGCCACCACACUGCACUGGGCUCUCAUAUACCUGGUCCAUCACAGAGCCAUCCAGGAGAGAGUGCAGCAGGAGCUGGAUGAGGUGCUGGGAACUGCACAGACCAUCUGCUAUGAGGAUCGAGAGCGACUACCCUACACCCGCGCUGUUCUCCAUGAGGUACAGCGCCUUAGCAGUGUUGUGGCUGUGGGCGCGGUGCGUCAGUGUGUGACUUCCACCUGGAUGCACGGUUAUUACGUGCCUAAGGGAACCAUCAUCUUGCCCAAUCUGGCCUCUGUGCUGUAUGACCCUGAAUGCUGGGAGACCCCUCACCAGUUCAACCCUGGCCACUUCCUAGACAAGGAUGGAAACUUUGUGGCCAAUGAGGCGUUCCUGCCCUUCUCUGCAGGGCAUCGGGUGUGUCCUGGGGAACAGCUUGCCCGGAUGGAGCUCUUCCUGAUGUUUGCGACCCUCCUCAGGACUUUUCAGUUUCAACUACCAGAAGGGAGCCAGGGCCUCAGACUGGAAUAUGUGUUUGGUGGUACGCUGCAGCCUCAGCCCCAGAAGAUCUGCGCAGUGCUUCGCCUGAGCAGUCUCAGCCCUAGGAAGCCCUAGGCCUGUAACUGCAGUGCCCAACACACAAGGUUUCCAUCUGUCAGCCUUCAAACUCAGGAACUAGGAAGAAGCAGAUUUUUCCUAGCUCAGCUGCCCACAAUUCUCACACUAGCUCUGAUGGGAAUCCCAGAAAAUGGAUGUAGCAGGAUCUUGCAACAGUAACCAACUGGAUUUGAGUAGUUUCUUUCUUAGAGUAAGAUGAUUAUGCUUUGGCAGAGGAGGAUUUUAUAACAUUUGAUAAAGUUUGACUUUGAAUCAGUUCACAGGGUUCAUUUUGGGGCAGGGGGAGGAAUCAAAUGUCACAAUGUAGUAGCCAAGUAAAUUUAAGGGAAAUGCUUUCCCAUAGUACUAUAAACAGCAGUGCAUGCAAAUGCUGGGAACUGGUAACUGGUGGGGCAGGGGUGGGGGUGGGAGUGGGGGUAGGCACACACACCAUUUUCUGUCCCCUCCCUGCCAUCUUCAGACCAUAGGGAAGAAGUACCUAAAUGUAUAAUCUAAAUAACUAUUUCUAUAAAAAUGUCCAUCAAGAACCCUAGCUUUACUUUCCCUAAAACAGUUGGAAUGCUUUGAAAUAUUGUAUCUCCAAAUAAAUCUUAUUGAAAAGAGAA
Molecule: messenger RNA, 1539 nt
Organism: Apodemus sylvaticus (European woodmouse)
Lineage: Eukaryota; Metazoa; Chordata; Mammalia; Rodentia; Muridae
Product: cytochrome P450 2J2-like
Exons: 5
Coding region: 89-931 (280 amino acids)
Biological process (GO): xenobiotic metabolic process; arachidonate metabolic process
Cellular component (GO): cytoplasm; intracellular membrane-bounded organelle
Molecular function (GO): oxidoreductase activity, acting on paired donors, with incorporation or reduction of molecular oxygen, reduced flavin or flavoprotein as one donor, and incorporation of one atom of oxygen; iron ion binding; heme binding
Source: RefSeq, a predicted model, not a curated record